Molecule: messenger RNA, 687 nt
Organism: Rhodotorula toruloides NP11
Lineage: Eukaryota; Fungi; Basidiomycota; Microbotryomycetes; Sporidiobolales; Sporidiobolaceae
Product: thymidylate kinase
Exons: 4
Coding region: 1-687 (228 amino acids)
Biological process (GO): dUDP biosynthetic process; dTTP biosynthetic process; dTDP biosynthetic process
Cellular component (GO): mitochondrion; cytosol; nucleus
Molecular function (GO): dTMP kinase activity; ATP binding
Source: RefSeq, a predicted model, not a curated record
AUGGCUACAACCGCCGCCGCACCCUCACGAAGACGCGGCGCCUUCAUCGUCUUCGAGGGACUCGAUCGCUCCGGCAAGUCGACACAGGUCCAGCGGCUGGUCGAUGCGCUGAAUGCGCGGGGUGUGCAGACGAAGGGUGCGAGGUUCCCGGACCGAACACUUUCGACUGGCAAGAUGAUUGACUCGUACCUCUCGCAAAAGGCCGACUUGGACGACCGAGCGAUUCACCUGUUGUUCUCGGCGAAUCGCUGGGAACGAGCAACGCAGAUCGUUGAGGACUUGCGGAAUGGCGUGACUGUCGUUUGCGAUCGCUACGCUUUCUCCGGAAUCGCUUUCUCCGCCAUCAAGGGUUUGUCCUGGAACUGGUGUCGAGCGCCAGACGUGGGCCUUCCUCAACCCGAUCUCGUACUUUUCCUCCGCGUCUCACCGGAAGUCGCGCAACAACGAGGAGGGUUCGGGCAGGAGCGGUACGAAACGUCAGAGGUGCAGGGGAAGGUGGAGAAGGCGUUCACGAGGCUCGGUCAGAGCGUAGGUGAGGAAGUGUGGACCGAGAUUGACGCGGACAAGGGGGUCGACGAGGUGCAUGAGGAGAUUGUGCGGCGGGUGGAGCAGGCGCUGGGGAGCGAAGCACUAGACGGAGAGGUGAAGAAGCUGUGGGAGGGCGCGCUAAGCGUCGAGAAGGACUGA